Molecule: messenger RNA, 1635 nt
Organism: Ochotona curzoniae (black-lipped pika)
Lineage: Eukaryota; Metazoa; Chordata; Mammalia; Lagomorpha; Ochotonidae
Gene: NELFA
Product: negative elongation factor complex member A
Exons: 11
Coding region: 1-1602 (533 amino acids)
Biological process (GO): negative regulation of transcription elongation by RNA polymerase II
Cellular component (GO): NELF complex
Source: RefSeq, a predicted model, not a curated record
AUGGCGUCGAUGCGGGAGAGCGACACGGGCCUGUGGCUGCACAACAAGCUGGGGGCCACGGACGAGCUGUGGGCGCCGCCCAGCAUCGCGUCCCUGCUCACGACCGCCGUCAUCGACAACAUCCGCCUGUGCUUCCACGGCCUCUCGUCGGCCGUGAAGCUGAAGCUGCUGCUGGGGACCUUACACCUCCCGCGCCGCACCGUGGACGAGAUGAAGGGCGUGCUCCUGGAGAUCAUCCAGCUGGCGGCGCUGGACACGGACCCCUGGGUGCUCAUGGUUGCCGGCAUCCUCAAGUCCUUCCCCGACACCGGCUCGCUCAACCUGGACCUGGAGGAGCAGAGCCCCAACGUGCAGGACAUCCUGGGGGAGCUCCGAGAGAAGGUGAGCGAGUGCGAGGCGUCGGCCAUGCUCCCGCUCGAGUGCCAGUACCUCAACAAGAACGCGCUGACCACGCUGGCCGGGCCGCUCACGCCCCCCGUGAAGCACUUCCAGCUGAAGCGCAAGCCCAAGAGUGCCACGCUGCGGGCCGAGCUGCUGCAGAAGUCCACCGAGACGGCCCAGCAGCUGAAGCGGAGCGCGGGGGUGCCGUUCCACACCAAGGGCCGGGGGCUGCUGCGCAAAAUGGACACCACGACGCCCCUCAAGGGCAUCCCCAAACAGGCGCCCUUCCGCAGCCCGCCGGCGCCCAGCGUCUUCAGCCCCACCGGGAACCGCACCCCGAUCCCGCCGUCCCGGACGCCCCUGAGGAAAGAGAGGGGCGUGAAGCUGUUGGACAUUUCUGAGCUGGACAUGGUGGGCGCUGGCCGAGAGGCGAAGCGGCGAAGGAAGACUCUGGCAGAUGCAGAGGCGGCAGACAAGCCGGCCAAGGAGGAGACGGUCGUGGAGAACGCCACCCCGGACUACGCGGCCGGCCUGGUGUCCACUCAGAAACUGGGGUCCCUGAGCAGCAGCGAGGCUGCGUUGCCCUCCACCAGCUACCUGCCCUCCACCCCCAGCGUGGUGCCCGCAUCUUCCUACGGGGCCAGCGCCGAGGCCCCCGCAGCCCCGUCCUCCCGGGAAGCCAGUCUGCAGGCCGGCCCCCCGUCCGAGGAGCCCGGCACCCCGAGCCCCACGCUGGCGGCGCCCUUCAAACAGAGGGCCCCCCUGUACAACAGCGGCCUGAGCCCCAGCACCGCCACGCCGGCGCCGCCCCCCGCAGCCCCCUCGUCCCCGCUGACGCCCAGCACGCCCCCAGCCGCCGGCCCGCUGCCCACGGUGGCCAUGGUGGCACAGCCACAGCCGCCUGCCCAGCAGCCCAAGAAGAAACUGUUGCUGACGAAUGAGCAGAUGCUGGCCGCCCAGGAGAUGUUCAAGACGGCCAACAAGGUCACGCGGCCCGAGAAGGCGCUCAUCCUGCGCUUCAUGGCGGGCUCCCGAGAGAACCCGUGCCAGGAGCAGGGCGACGUGGUCCAGAUCAAGCUGAGCGAGCACACGGAGGACCUGCCCAAGGCCGACGGCCAGGGCACCACCACCAUGCUGGUGGACACGGUGUUCGAGAUGAACUACGCCACGGGCCAGUGGACGCGCUUCAAGAAGUACAAGCCCAUGGGCCACGCGUCCUGAGGCGCCCGCGUGGAAUAAAGGAAGCAGAAAAGC